AUGAAUGACUCAUUCCGAUCAUCAAAUGUGAACAGUGCAAGACUGUAUCAACCAAGCAAUCAACUGGUAAUUAUUGUCUCCAAAGCGCAAGAUUUGCCAAACAGGAAAAAGCUUGACAAGCAAUCCCCUUACUGUGUUGCGCGAGUUCAGGAUCAGGUUCAAAAGACAAAGAUUGUACACCGAGGUGGCCAGAAUCCUAUAUUUGACGAUGAGUUGUGGUUUUCGCUCGAUAACGUUGAAGAAACAACCGUGAACUUCAUUAUUUACCACCAAUUGAAAAAAGAUUCCGAGCUCGUUUGUAAAGCAGACAUAGAUUUCACACCUGCUCUUCGCCGAUCAUCCAAGGAGGGUUAUGAUAACUGGUUCUCUCUCAGCUAUAACGGUAGGCCAGCGGGAAAGAUAUAUCUAGAAAUGACUUACUACUCCUCGUCCAAAGAAGUACCCGCUAACGUUGAACCUCUAACCAAAUCAUCACGAACCUAUUCCUCUGUUAUACCGCAAAAUCUUCCUUCCACCCCACCAGCACAAUCAAGACAACCAUUUGACUGUGAUGGCAUGAUUUUCAGGGAAUUGAAUUAUGAUGCUGAAGAUAAAGAGGUAAAACGAACAGGCAAAUUACUAAAUAUGAGUCAGUCAUUUGGGACAGACCAAAACUCUUUACAAAGGUUAGUCAAUAAUGCUUGGAGAUUCUCAUCUGCAUUCAACAAACCUGUCACUCAGGCUACCGUGAUUGAUUUGGAACCUUCUGCCCAUCAGCCUAGAACACACCUGUUAACGCAUAAACUCUUUGAGGAUUCAAGUGAUGAAGAUGAACUCGAACCAGCGAUUCACCAAAAUGACGCGAAAGAAAAUCAAGCCAAGGCACGCCAUAAUCUCAGCGAUACCAAGACUUUACAAAUAGGUAAGUCCUUCUUAUCAAAUCUGGUUUUCGGCUUUGACAAACGAGAGAAUUCAGGUAUAGAUAACACAGAACUUGAAAGUAGUUUAAGAAACAAUUCUCCUUUGUUAAAUAACACGAGAAGUGCAGAUACCACAGUCCUGUCCGAAGUGGACCAAGAAGAUGUUGCACCCGAGCCACCAUCUCAUAGAGUCCCUUUAACACAAAUGAAUCGUCCACUUUCCUCCACUGACUUUAAAACAGCAUUUCAUAGCAAGGACAACGAACAUCUCGGUUCCGAACAUUCUUACAAUCGAAAACAAUACUAUAAUCAGAGCAAAUCAGAUCUUUCGUACUCACAGAUCAGAAAGCUUCAAAGAAAGCGAUAG
Molecule: messenger RNA, 1266 nt
Organism: Ogataea angusta
Lineage: Eukaryota; Fungi; Ascomycota; Pichiomycetes; Pichiales; Pichiaceae
Exons: 1
Coding region: 1-1266 (421 amino acids)
Source: RefSeq, a predicted model, not a curated record